Petromyzon marinus (sea lamprey) is the source of this 1335-nucleotide messenger RNA. RefSeq names its product beta-1,3-galactosyl-O-glycosyl-glycoprotein beta-1,6-N-acetylglucosaminyltransferase-like. The record is from RefSeq and is a predicted model, not a curated record. Lineage: Eukaryota; Metazoa; Chordata; Hyperoartia; Petromyzontiformes; Petromyzontidae. Gene Ontology annotation, cellular component: membrane. Gene Ontology annotation, molecular function: acetylglucosaminyltransferase activity.
AUGAAGAUGAGGAAGGGUACUUUGGCGCGGUGCGCGCUGCUGUGCCUUCUCAGCACCGGGCUCACCGUCUCCUUCCUCGCGGUCGCCCCGCGCAUCCUGAAGGGCGAGCGGCCGCCGCGAUCCCCGCCGACGGCGGGCGUCCGGGGAUCGGCGGGGGACAACCGGAGCCGCCCGCCGCUCGACGAGGGCGACCCCCUCUUCCCCGUCGACUGCGAGGCGGUGGCGCGCGGCGACGAGGAGGCGGUGAACCGCGCCGAGCUCCUGCGCAUAACCGUGGCGUACAAGGCGAGGCACAGGCCCCAGGACGAGGGCGGCCUGCUGAACGCGACGCGCGACUGCGCCGCCUUCAGGCGCGCUCGAGGCUACGCGGCCUCGCCGCUGAGCCGCGAGGAGGCCGACUUCCCCGUCGCCUACUCCGUGGUCGCCCACCACCGCGUGGACAUGCUGGAGCGGCUGCUGCGCGCCAUCUACGCCCCGCAGAACCUCUACUGCCUCCACGUGGACGCCAAGUCGCCCCGGGCCUACCAGCAGGCGGCGCGCUCCCUCGCCGCCUGCUUCCCCAACGUGUUCGUGGCGCGCCGGCUGGAGGCGGUGGUCUACGCCUCGUGGUCGCGGGUGCAGGCCGACCUCAACUGCAUGCGCGAGCUGGCGGAGCGCGCCGCCGAGCGCCCCUGGCGGUACUUCAUCAACCUCUGCGGCCUCGACUUCCCCAUCAAGACCAACCUGGAGAUCGUGCGGGCGCUGCGCGGGCUGCACGGCCGCAACUGCCUCGAGUCGCGGGCCAUCGCGUACCAGACGUGGCGCUGGCAGAACCACUUCGAGGUCGUGAACGGCAACGUGGAAAUCACGAAGGUCUCGAAGUCCCCGCCGCCCAUCCCGUCGCCGAUGUUCGCCGGCGGCGCCUACAUCGUGGUGACGCGCGCCUUCGUCGAGCACGUGCUCAGCGACCCCGCGGCCCGGGCCCUCGCCGAGUGGGAGAAGGACACCUACAGCCCCGACGAGCACAUGUGGGCGACGCUCCAGCGGAUGCCCGGCGUGCCGGGCUCGCGACCCAUCCACCGCAAACACGACGUGGACGCCGUCGUCUCGAUCGCGCGCCUCGUCCGCUGGGGCGACCGCGAGGGCGAGAACCUCGCGGGCGGCGUCUACCCUCGCUGCAGGGGCCCCCACGUGCGGGCCGUCUGCAUCAACACCGCGGGCGACCUGGCCUGGGUGCUGCGGCAGCGUCACCUGUUCGUCAACAAGGUCGACUCGGCCGUCGACCCCGUGGUCGUCCGUUGCCUCGAGGAGCACCUGAGGCGCAGGGCGCUCGCGGAGGCCAGCGAAGAGCCCUGA